CUUUUUUCCUUUUUUACAGGAUGGGUCUCGCCAGCGUCCCCUGCAGCAGCAGAAGAAGACCGUCUCCUUCAGCACCAUGCCCAGCAACCGCAAGCUCAGUAGCACUGCUGCCUGCAUUUCCUUCAUGCUUGAGGGCUGUGAAAUGAAGAAAGUGCGUUCCAAUUCCCGCAUGUACAGCCGAUUCUUUGUACUGGACCCAGACUUACGCUUCAUGCGCUGGGAGCCUUCCAAGAAGGACUCUGAAAAAGCCAAAAUUGAGAUCAAGUCAGUAAAGGAGGUGCGGGUUGGGAAGAAGACACCUGUGCUGCGCUCCAACGGUCUUUCAGACCAGUUCCCAGAUGAAUGUGCCUUCUCCAUCAUCUAUGGAGACAACUAUGAGUCCUUGGAUCUGGUGGCCAGUUCUGCUGAUGUGGUGAAUGCAUGGGUAAUGGGUCUGCGAUAUUUGGCCUCCUACGGGAAACACACCUUGGAGGAGGCUCCUGAGGCAGGAAACCCCAACCCUCGCACUUCCUGGAUCUCCUCUGUCUUUGACAUUGCAGACCUGGAGAAGGAAGGCCGAAUCCCAAUUUCCCGGGCUGUCCAGCUCAUCCGAGCCCUCAACCCUGGCAUGAAAGUUUCAACCAUUGAGCUAAAGUUCAAAGAGCUUCAGAAAGCAGCCAGUGAGCGGGUUGGGGAGGAGGUGAACUGUGAAGUCUUUGUGGAAGCCUACUGUGAGCUGUGCACCAGGCCAGAGGUUUUCUUUCUCUUGGUCCAGUUUUCCAGCAACAAGGAAUACAUGGGCCUGAAGGACUUGAUGAGCUUUCUAGAAGCAGAACAGGGCAAGGAAGGGGUGACGGAGCAGAUGUGCAGGGAAAUUAUCAGCAAAUAUGAGCCAUCCAAGGAAGGACGGGAAAAGGGCUAUUUGGCUGUUGAUGGCUUCACUCGCUACCUCCUUUCCGCGGACUGUGACAUAUUUGACCCACAACAUCGCAAAGUGUGCCAGGACAUGAGUCAGCCGUUGUCCCACUACUUCAUUAGCUCUGCACAUGGAGCGUGUCUGGCAGAGGACAGCUGCUUUUGGAGUGGCUCCACUUCAGACAUUGGGGGCUAUGUGGCAGCUCUCAAGGCUGGUUGCCGUAGCUUGGAACUAGUAGUAUGUGACAGCCCAUCUGGAGAGCCAGUGGUGAGUGCUGGGACCCGUCUGGCUUUCUCCAAGGUGGUGAGUGCUGUGGCAGAGUAUGCUUUUGAAGCCUCAGAAUUUCCUCUCAUUCUAUGCCUCUCUGUGCACUGCUGUGUAGCCCAGCAGAGGGUCAUGGCUGAACAUCUGAGGAAGACCUUUGGAGACAAGCUGUAUCUGACACCCCCCAACCCCAGUGAGGUCUAUCUUCCCUCACCAGAAAAACUCAAGGGAUUCAUUCUCAUCAAAAGCCGGAAGCUGCAUCCCAACUGCCAAUCGAGUGAGGGGGAUGUCUCAGAUGAUGAGGAGACUUUGGAACUGGGCCUGCCACUCAGUGAUGAGCACCAGGAGCAGCCCCGCUGCCGGCGGGUCUUGUGCCGUGAGCUCUCAGAUCUAGUGAGCUUGUGCCAGACAGUGACUUUCCAGGGCUUUGAGGGCUCCCGGCGGGGCCAGUGCUAUUGGGAGGUUUGUUCCUUCAGUGAGGUGGAGGCUGGUCGCUAUGCCAAUGAAGAUCCAGAGGAUUUUGUGGCCUAUAACAAGCGCUUCCUAUCACGGGUUUACCCCAGCCCCAUGCGCAUCGAUGCCAGCAACAUGAACCCUCAGGACUUCUGGAAGUGUGGCUGUCAGAUGGUGGCUAUGAACUACCAGACACCGGGACUUAUGAUGGACCUGAAUGCUGGCUGGUUCCGCCAAAAUGGGGGUUGUGGCUAUGUGCUUCGGCCAGCGAUUAUGCGUGAGGAAGUGUCCUACUUCAGCGCCAACACGAGGGACACCUUGCCUGGUAUCUCAGCCCAACUUUUGCACCUCAAGAUCAUCAGUGGCCAGAAUCUGCCCAAACCCAAAGGCUCUGGGGCCAAAGGUGACGUGGUGGAGCCAUAUGUCUGUGCUGAAAUGCAUGGUAUCCCUGCUGACUGUGCUGAAAAACGCACCAAGACAGUGUUGCAAAGUGGGGAUAACCCAGUCUUUGAGGAGACCUUAGAGUUCCAAGUUAACCUUCCUGAGCUGGCCAUCCUCCGGUUUAUGGUGCUAGAUGAUGAUUACAUCGGAGAUGAGUUCAUUGCACAGUACACCAUCCCCUUUGAGUGCCUCCAGAUGGGCUACCGCCAUGUGCCCCUCCAGUCCCUCUCUGGCGAGCCCCUUCCCAAUGCCACCUUGUUUGUCCAUGUGGCCAUCACCAACAGGCGGGGGGGAGGCAAAGCUCACCGCCGGGGGCUCUCAGGGCGCAAGGGACGCCGCAUGCGGGAGUACACAUCCACCAAGGCCAUGGGAAUCAAGGCCAUUGAUGAGGUGUUCCGCACUGCCACUCAGCCACUGCGAGAGGCCACAGACCUACGGGAGAACAUGCAGAAUGCUCUAGUCUCCUUCAAAGAAUUGUGUGGCCUAACACCAGCAGCCAACAUCAAACAGUGCAUCUUAAAACUGGCCACGUGGCUUCAGCCCAGUGAAAAGGAGAGCCUCCCAGCUGUCACCGUGAACCUAGGAGAGGAGUACCCAUCCAUGGAGGCCCAAGGGCCUGUCCCAGAACUCCUGCGGAAAGUGCUUGCUGCCUAUGACACUAUGAUCCAGACAAGCCGGACGCUAAUUGAGUCAGCAGAUGCUGUUCAUGCCAAGAUUAUACAGGUGCAACAAACAGGGAUGGGUUUUCACAAGGAGCUGCAUCGCUUGGAAACAAAGGAGGGUCUGAAAGGGCGAAAAAUGCAGAAAGCGCUAGAAAGUUUUGCCUGGAAUAUCACUGUUCUCAAGGGCCAAGCUGACCUGCUCAAACACUCCAAAGCAGAAGCACUUGACACAUUGUGGCAGAUACACAAUGCUGCACAAUCCUGCGGCAUUGGGCAGAAUGGAGCCGCCUCUCCUGACCUCUUUCGUGGUCGAACUGUUCUUGAUCCCAUCCCAGAAACAGAAGGACCCAAUGACUCAGGGUCUUGCUGACUUGGAAUGGCUAAGACCAAGGGAGAAGAGGGGACUUGUGAUCACAGCGGGUGCCAUACAGAGACACUGACAUGUGGCAGAACUGUUUAAAAAGAGAGAUGGGGACAAGUGAAGUGCUGUGUGACUUCUGACCUGGCAAGCAAAUGGGAGAGUGCCAAUCAAUUUCUAAGUAUUCAUGUGUGUAAGAACCACCAAGACUUCCUUAACACAAGAUGUGGGGCUGCUCUACAUCUUUUGGAUGUGCAGAUUUUGGGUUGCAGUAAGAGAUAGAUUUUACCCCCCCCCCCCCCCCCCCCCCCCCAGGCAAAACCCUUGAAAAAAAUCCAUCACUGGGUAAAAUAGGUGGCAUAGCAUUUCAGGGAAGCUGAAAAGAAGGCUGUUUAUAGCCAGAGAAGGCUGAUCUUCUAAUUGUUUGGGCCAGCAAAUAAGCCUGACCUGGAAGCUUCUAGAGCGGGUCGCAGAGACUCACAUUUGACCCACUGUGGCCUGUUGGUGUAAGAAGGUGUCUUAGUGGAGCUCCUGGGGUUCCAGCCAGAACUGAGUUUGGCUACAGAGGCUAAAUCCUGCUGGAUAUACUCCAGAAUUCUUGGUUCAAUAUCUACUGAGAUCUACUAAUGGGCUUAUGUAGGAUGACUUGAUAUAGAAGUGAGUUGUACCUGUCCUCCAAUUAUUUUGGGCUACAAUUUCCAUAGUCUGUUGCCUUUGGUAAAGUUGGGUAGAGCUGAUGGCAAUUAGUCUAAGAAAUCUAAAGAGUCAAAAGCUUCUCUCCUCUCCUGGUGUUUUGUACUUUUUAUGACAACAUGGGAAAAGGAUGUCCUCUGAGGUUUCCAAUUUUCUUGGACUUACCCUGAAAACAAGCAUUCUUUGUACUCAGCCUUAGAACUUAAUUCACUAAAGCAAGGGAAGGCCAAACAGGAUAUUGCAGUUGCAGUCUCCUCAAUAAAGGAAUCCAUCCUGAUAACCAAGCAAAGCUGAAUAAUUCAUCUUCUCUAGGGUAUGAGGAUGAAGUUAAAGAAGGGCUUAGCCUUUGUGCAAUGGUUUCCAGUCUUGGGCUCACAAAGGAUAUUGAACUUCUACCCAACAACAGCAACACUGGUCAUGCUGGCUGUGGAUGAUGGGAUGGAGAUGUAUUCUAGAAACACUUCGGGAUUAAAGCUUGAGAAAAUACUGGGCUAAAGGAAGGGGUCUCUAUUCUUGGACUCGCUUUGGUCAGUCCCAGUGCUGUCAAGUUCCCGGUUAGAGGUGAAAAGAAGGGAGGGGAGGGGAACAAGCAAUUCAUGGUUUGACCCAGGGCCAGGUCCUUACUUGCAGUGGUGGGGCUUCUCCCACACUUGAACCAUGGGCUUCCAGUGAGAAAGGGUCCCAAAUUUUCCUAAAUUUGGUUGUAACUAUUCAAUUAUUAUAUUCUCUGGGAUUUUUCACAGUGUUUCCAAUUAAGAAAUAGUGUUGGAUUAAGAGUCUUUUAAGAGAGAAGAAACAAUAGUGGACUGUGAAAUUUUUAACCUGACAAUGCUCUGACUAUUUUUAUAGUUGCAGGUAAAGAUGGGCACAAUGAGCAAUGCAAUCCUAACUUGAAGGUGCAUCAGGACUACGGAGUUAAGAUUUAAGUACGAAUCUUUUCUACCAGCAGACCUCACUGGUUGAGAUGGCCAAGGGCCAACUGAAGGCUUGUCUACACAAUUUAAAUACUCCUCAUUCCAGUUGAAUAGAAUGUGAUCUGGCCACACACAAUUCAUAGGAGUUCAGGCUUUUUGCAGACCACCCCACGAAAAAAAAAAUGAGCAGAAAAAGGCUUCACAGUUUUUACCAGAGUAUCCGCAGAAAUGCGCAUUAUCCCACCAGUGGCCAUCUGUGCUUUGCUUACAUUUGGAUGGAUGUACAUUUUCAGCAGCAGGAGGGUGGGCAGAUGUGAAUAGAUGUGUAUUUGUGCAAGAAAGUGAAGAAAAUUAACCAUUGAUGCAAAUGUGUGGGAAAAAUACAAUUAAAUGCAGAUUAGCCCUGAGCCAAAACUAGGUCUGCUGAAAUUGUGCUAAAUCCAAAACCUUCCCAGCUUUGGUGUGUUGAAAUUGCUUAUGACACUCCUUGCCUAACUUUGUGUCAACAUUGUGUCUGUAUCUUUGGGACUGUAAAAAUUUGGAUCUGGUGUUCAUUUGGCUUCUCCCUCGCCCUUUACCAACUCCCCCCUUUUUGGUGAGAAGUGGGUUCCGCCUGCAGAAGACGAUUAUGCAUAAUCCUAACCCCUUGCAGCCUACCCAUCUUUGCAUUAGGACUGCACUGCCUUUCUGGUUGUAUUUACAAAGUCUUUUGCCCCACACACAUCAAUCUGAAACAAGUUGGUACUGAACAUUAUGCCCUUGAAAAUUAUCCACAGACCUUAAGAUAGACUUUCAAAGUUUUCUCCUCCGGUUCUAAAAAGAAAAGGGGAGGGUGGGAAGAGAGGGAGUUGACAUUUGAGAGUUCACAUAUCACAACUGUGCCAAGCUCUGAAUUCACACAAUGCUGUGUUUCAGGUUAUUACAUUGAUCUCCAUCUCACUUUCAUGUUUGGUGGGUGGGAUAUACCACUUCUGUCAUCCUGCUAGUCCAGGAAGGCUUGCUCUGGAAUUGAGAUGUUUGAAUUCUGUUGACAAUAAAACCAGAAUUUCUUUCA
Molecule: messenger RNA, 5734 nt
Organism: Sceloporus undulatus (fence lizard)
Lineage: Eukaryota; Metazoa; Chordata; Lepidosauria; Squamata; Phrynosomatidae
Product: inactive phospholipase C-like protein 2
Exons: 5
Coding region: 77-3085 (1002 amino acids)
Biological process (GO): lipid metabolic process; intracellular signal transduction
Molecular function (GO): phosphatidylinositol-4,5-bisphosphate phospholipase C activity
Source: RefSeq, a predicted model, not a curated record